Branchiostoma floridae (Florida lancelet) is the source of this 2692-nucleotide messenger RNA. RefSeq lists its product as uncharacterized. The transcript is spliced from 2 exons. NCBI's taxonomy places the organism in Eukaryota, Metazoa, Chordata, Leptocardii, Amphioxiformes, Branchiostomatidae. Bases 143 to 2692 code for a protein of 849 amino acids. The record is from RefSeq and is a predicted model, not a curated record.
CUAGAAUGCCACGUAACUGGUCAUAUCACUCGCUGUGAUUCUGACAAUGGUUACAGGUAUCUGAACGUAGCGAUGCUCCAGCACACAGAUCCCGUAUAAGCGUGAAAGCAAUAGGUUGAAGACGUUGAAAUCUUAACACGUUAUGAGGAUCUUAAGGCGCACUCGAGGCUCUUUUUGCCUGGUCUUGGCUGUCGGGUUCCUUCUAUCGUCCUUCUACAUCCUUGUGGUGAGGAAUCCCCGAGCCGGCACGGAUAGAAAAGAUGAUGAGUUGGACACGAAUCACAUUGCCGGCGGAAUGGACCAAGCUGUGAGGAUGACUGUACGAAAAGACACCUCUCCCGGUCCCAGCAAAGCGCCUUACCUCACAACAAAUGAGAUUGGCAAAGCUUCAGCAGGAACUGAGGAACGUGCCAAAGAAAAUAGUUUAAACGUACGUUUACAAAACACCGUGUCAACAACAUCCACAGAGGCAAUCGAUCGCCACACAGAAGUACUCAAGAUCGAAGAGAUCGCAAUGCACACGGAGCUCGAGGUCAUCCAAGAGGGAAAACCUGUUCAAACACCAACACUGAUUUCACGUAACGUCAACAAGGAUCCUCUUAACGAAGCAGCCACUACCGAGGCCCAGGUCAGCAGCAAAGAAUUUCAUGAAAUACCUGCAAAUAACCAAAAGGUUUUCGAAGUUCAUUCUGAAGUUGUGAACGGGAGAUCUCUCUCUAGUUGGUCAACAGCGAUGAGGCGUAAUAGUUCACAGAAAAGUGGAGGCCACAGCGAUGACGUAACUCAAAGUUACAGCCGAGAGCAGCCGUUAUGCAAAUAUCCGGACUUACAGAUGGAGAGCUCAGAAUUCAACCACCUUUUUGAAACAAUAACAAACUUGAACUGCGGGCAUGCCUCUAUCAACUACUUGACAUAUCUAGACGGGAACUCGCGGACGGAUAUAUUUCCUUGGGAUGUAGUCAAACUAAACUCCAGCGCCAUCUUACCGACACAGAAAUUACUCAACUGCACGUACAGUAAGAUUACGAGAUUUGAUGAUUUCCAUAGCCUCUAUACUACUUUGCAUACAAAAGUAUUUGUAUCCAACGACGAAACUUUACAAUUUCCGUUCAAAGACGAAUUUAGUAAGGUCACCUGUUUCUUGGAAGAGGCUGUCUUUAACCAAACACAACAAGCAUCUUCUAAAGUUAUCAGAGAACACAAUAACAUGUUUGUACAGGUAGUAAGGAACGAAUCUCUGGUCAAAGACAAAAAGGCGGAAAUAGAGAAGGAAGGCCGAAUGAAGACGGCCCUUGGACAUGGUAUGAACGUGCUCAUGGUCGGAGUAGACUCGACCUCACGGAUGAACUUCAUGCGAAAACUGCCCAAAACUUUCAAGUACUUCACAGAGACUCUGGAGGGUCACGUUCUGAAGGGUUAUCACGUGAUUGGUGACGGCACCACGGCUCAGUUCAUCGGCAUGUUGUCAGGGUUUCACGAGGAAGAGCUGCCCAACGCGAAAAGGGGAAUGGAAAAUUCAACAACCUGCGACGCAUUUCCGUUAGUAUGGAAUAAGUUCAGAACGAUGGGUUACACGACCAUGAACGCGGAAGACGAAGCGGGCACUGGGACGUUCCAAUUUCGUCUACAAGGCUUUGAAAAUCGACCAACUGAUUACUACAUGAGGCCUUUCUGGGUGGCCCAAGAAGGCCUCCCAGAGUUUGAAGAGUGGUUCUGUUUCGGAGCAACCCCUAAGCAUCACUACACCCUGAAGUAUGCCCGCGAUUUUGUGGAAGCAUAUCAUGACGUACCCAAGUUUGCCAUUGCGUUUCACACUGAACUCAGUCACGACAGUAUAAACAUGGUGCAAGUUGCCGACGAAGACAUUCUGACACUCAUAAAAUCCUGGAAGGACAAAGGCUACCUCAACAACACCAUUUUUAUUCUUUUUGCCGACCAUGGAGCCCGCUACGGUGGUCUUAGGAAGCUACUUCAAGGUCGACUGGAGGAGAGGCUACCGUUCUUUGGAAUCGCUGUUCCUCCUUGGAUGAAGAAGAGUCAUCCUGAAAUCGUUCGGAACCUCAAGAAAAACGAAGAACGUCUGACGACAGCGUUCGACUUCCACAAGACGCUGCAGCACGUGCUGGACUAUCCCGGCGACCCCUCGGGUUUCCAGGGACACGGCCUCAGCCUCUUCCAGGAGAUCCCGCUGAACCGAACAUGCGAGGACGCCUCCAUUGCCGAUCACUGGUGUACCUGUCUGCAGUCCGUAACAGUCAACAUACAGAACGUACUAGUUCAAGAAGCAGCAGGUUUCGCAGUCUCCCACAUGAAUCGUUUAACAGCAAUGCACCGAAGCCUUUGUGCUGAGUUGUUCCUGAAGAAUAUAACUCACGCAGAACUUAUCAAACCCAACAGCAAACUGCUACAAUUUGGUGGCAGUGACCCACGGUCUCGAAAUGCCCUGUUUGAUAAUGGUCGAAAUCUUGAUGUCCCUUUCCUGGAUUUUCGAAUUACGCUGGAAACUGGACCGAAUGGUGGAGCAUAUGAGGUGUCAGUAAGGAAAUGGCUGUCUAGUGAGAAAACUGAGAUAACCGCAGACAUCAGCCGCAUCAACGUGUACGGGAACCAUCCCAGCUGCAUCCAGGACAAAUUUCCUCGUCUGAGGAAAUACUGCUUCUGCAGAGAGUUCAUGAAUCCUGUGUCUCCGUAG